AUGGUUUUUCAGUCAUUGAAUAGAGAUCUAUCUUGUUUGGUUGAUAAAGAGCUUUUUCUUAAGGGUUUUUCAAUUGAUCAAUUGAUGGAAUUGGCGGGUUUAAGUGUUUCUCAGGUUAUUUAUGAUGUUCAUCCUUUGGAAAAGGGUUCUCGUAUCUUAGUUCUUGCAGGACCAGGAAAUAAUGGAGGAGAUGGUCUUGUUGCUGCAAGACAUCUUUGGCAUUAUGGUUAUAAAUUGUCAAUUUAUUAUCCAAAGAAGGGUAAAAAUGAGCUAUUUGAUAGAUUGUGUAUCCAACUUGAUGAACUGUCAAUUCCUUUUGUUAGUAAUAUUUCAUUAGCGAUGAAAGAAACAGAUCAUAUUAUUGAUGCAAUUUUUGGUUUUAACUUUUCAGGCGAAAUAAGGGAUCCAUUUAUUGAAGUGAUUGAAAUGCUUAAACAUACGAAAAUACCUGUCACAAGUAUUGAUAUACCGUCUGGUUGGGAUAUUGAAAAAAAUCCUUUCGAAAAUGGAGGAACCGUUCAAUGGAAUCCAACUUUUCUUGUUUCACUAACCGCGCCAAAACCAUGCAGUCAAUAUUUUAAAGGACGACAUUUUAUUGGCGGAAGAUUUAUUACGCCUUCAAUCAUGAAAAAAUACAAUCUUAGCCUUAUAAAAUAUGAUGGUUAUAAACAAUAUGCCGAAAUUACUGGAAUUCCUAUUGAAAAUGAUUUCAAAUAA
Messenger RNA from Pneumocystis murina B123, 717 nucleotides. RefSeq names its product YjeF family domain-containing protein. Gene Ontology annotation, molecular function: NAD(P)HX epimerase activity. Gene Ontology annotation, cellular component: mitochondrion. Bases 1 to 717 code for a protein of 238 amino acids. The record is from RefSeq and is a predicted model, not a curated record. The transcript has 9 exons. Lineage: Eukaryota; Fungi; Ascomycota; Pneumocystomycetes; Pneumocystales; Pneumocystaceae.